Molecule: messenger RNA, 1824 nt
Organism: Calliphora vicina (urban bluebottle blowfly)
Lineage: Eukaryota; Metazoa; Arthropoda; Insecta; Diptera; Calliphoridae
Gene: ap
Product: apterous
Exons: 8
Coding region: 223-1704 (493 amino acids)
Biological process (GO): neuron differentiation; regulation of transcription by RNA polymerase II
Cellular component (GO): nucleus
Molecular function (GO): DNA-binding transcription factor activity, RNA polymerase II-specific; RNA polymerase II transcription regulatory region sequence-specific DNA binding
Source: RefSeq, a predicted model, not a curated record
AGCUGUUUAAUACAAUCAACAACAAUUUGUUUAAAUUGAUUUAUUUGUGCCAGUGUCGUUUAAUUUUGCAAUAACAAAGUUAAGCCGUUGUUGUUGUAAUUGGUUAUUUGAAUUUUCGGAAAAAAUUUCCACAAUACGUCAGCAUAAAAUACAACAUCCUGCCGCCGCACUGCCAAAUAAGCAUCGUUGGAACCAAACCUCGUGAUAUCUCAAAAGACGCACAUGGGCGUCUGCACCGAAGAGCGCCCUGUGAUGCAUUGGCAGCAGAGCGCAAGAUUUCUUGGGCCAGGUGCAAGGGAAAAAAGUCCAACACCACCUGUAGCACAUCAAGGGAGCGCACAUUGUGGCAGUGCUGCAGGUGCAAAUAGCAGUAGUAAUAGUAAUCAUAGUAAUCAAUUUUUAUUUCGAUCCUGCUCAACGUGUCCCGAUAUCUGUGAGCACAGUACAAAACCAUUUGGUGCAGCGGCGGCAGCAUAUAGUGUGGCAUUUAGAAGUUCUUGCAAUUUUAGUUAUGAAACUGCGGAACAGGCAACAUUUGAUGAAUCUUCCAUAAAAUAUGCCAUCAAUCGUAAUCAAACCGAGUGUCCGGAUGGUGAUAAUGAUGAAACAAAUUCGGGUAUAUCAUUUAAAACGGAACCAUAUGGACCGCCCAGUAGUCCAGAAUCUGCGACUGAAACAAAACCAAAUUGUAGUCCACCCUGUGCGGGUUGUGGGCGUUUAAUACAGGAUCGUUUCUACCUCUCUGCUGUGGAUAAACGGUGGCACGCUAGCUGUCUUCAAUGUUAUGCAUGUCGACAACCCCUCGACCGGGAAUCAUCAUGUUAUUCGCGCGACGGUAAUAUUUACUGCAAAAGCGAUUAUUAUAGUGUUUUUGGUACUCGCAGAUGUUCCCGUUGUUUAGCCUCAAUAGGAUCUAGCGAACUGGUGAUGAGAGCGCGAAGUUUAGUAUUUCAUGUGACCUGUUUUUGUUGUGUCGUUUGUCAGACACCAUUAACAAAAGGCGAUCAAUACGGCAUUAUUGAUGCUCUCAUUUACUGCAGAACCCAUUAUACUAUGGCUCGUGAAGGUGAUACAGCAUCGACCAGUUUGGGCUCGGCAGUGGUGCCUGGUGUUGGUGGCGCCAGUUCAUAUCCGUAUUCAAGUCAAUUUGGUUCACCUCCGAACGAUUCAUCGAGUCCACAUUCGGAUCCAACACGUAUUGUUCCUAGUAGUAUAUUUGCAUCUGCCUCUCAUGUUAUGACCGGUCUUCCACAACCACCACGGCAAAAAGGGCGACCACGCAAAAGGAAACCCAAAGAAAUCGAAGCCCUCACUGCCAACAUAGGUAUGAAAUAUUUAAAUACUGAAUACCUUGACUUUGGACGAGGUUCCCAUAUGAGUGCAUCGUCGCGAACAAAACGCAUGCGCACCUCGUUUAAGCAUCAUCAGUUGCGUACCAUGAAAUCGUAUUUUGCCAUUAAUCACAAUCCCGAUGCAAAAGAUCUUAAACAAUUAUCACAAAAGACAGGCUUACCAAAGAGAGUAUUACAGGUGUGGUUCCAAAAUGCUCGUGCUAAAUGGCGUCGCAUGAUGAUGAAACAAGAUGGUUCCGGCAUGUUGGAUAAGGGUGAUGGCACCUUAGAUUUAGACAGUAUAUCAGUACACAGCCCCACCUCCUUUAUGAUGGGUGGUCCCAACAGUCCACCAACCCAUAAUAUGGAUUAGUAGUUAUUCUUCGGUGACAUUAACAUGCCACACGAAAAUAAUUGCGAAUUAUAGUAACAACCACAACCACACUCGAUUGCAGAACUAACAUCAUCAACUCUCUCUUAAUCGCACACUCUC